GAGUGCUCUGUGACAUCAGCCUCAUUGCACAGCCCGGGGGGGGAGAGGAACACUAAUCGCUGGGGCAAUCUGAGGUAUCGCUAGGGGAGGCUAAUGGUGCUCACGGGAAGACACAGGAACACUGCAUUUCUGGCAGGAUCAACAGCUGCUUUCUGUAUUUACAGCCACCACAUCAAAGGACUGGUUGGGACCAGCUACUCUGCAGUGAAAUGGAAGUAAGAAAAUUAAUAGGCAAAUCUCUUCAGCCAGCAAGACCCAUUCGCCGUGUUGUAUCUCACAAAGAAAAUUUUCAGGCUGAAAUUAUGGAUUGCUGUAAAGAGAUAAACAACAACCACAGUUUGUGGUACUCUAUUGGCCAGCUGAAUAGUAAAUUGAAGGAUCCUGUGAUUCCCAAAUCGCCUAUAACUCCACAAAAGCCUCCAGCAAGCAUCAUACAAGCUCCUCGUAUUGAUCACUCGUGCCAUACCACUUGCCCAGCAAAACAAUGUGACAUACCGCAUAAUUCUGGGUAUGAGAGCGCAUGUGACGAACAUCCCUCUCUCCUAUAUGACAGGGGACUCCAUUCACUAAAAGACAGGAUUACCUACAGCAGAGAUUUCCUCCUUCAGCUCUCAAGCAUGCCUUUUUCCCUACGGAAACCAAAAUAUUUGCCGGACCUCCCAGUUAUCCUUGAACAUCCAAGCUUGCCAACCAUGGAACCAGAUGGAGUCGGUGAGAAUGAUGAACACACCCCCAGGAGUUAUGUUUAUCCGUGGCCACCAAAUCAAUUAGGAAUGACGCAGGAAUCAGAAGAAAAAGCCGGGCAUGGCGCAGCAGCUGAAACCCAGACCUUGCACUACUGACUGAACGUAAAUGUCACUAUAUUUAUUUGUUUCACAUUCUGCUAAAUAUUUUGUGUGAUAGAGAUAGGGCAGCCGGGUGUUUAUUGUCUACACAAUUAUUUGGGAUCUAUUGAUAUUGUUUUUAUAUCUGUUUAUCACCUACAUCACUGCCCACAGAUUAGAAGGGCUAGCAUGUGUUUAUGUAUAUCCCUUAUUUAAUUUAUUUACUUAAUCACGUGAGGAUUUUAUUUUAUUGUCAUUUUACCCUUAUUGGGGUUUAUUUGUUAUCCAGUUUGUAUUCAGGCACUUAUUGGGGUGUUGUAUGGGCCUAGAAGAGUUUGUUGGUUUUGCUUGUAUAUCCCUCGUUAUUUAGCAGUGCAGCACUUUUUUUUUUUCUGAAACCUAGACCUGUCCGCCCAGAAACAUGGCGCUCUGGCGGGUAAGUAUGCAUUGAUGUGCAAGUAUGCUGUGCAUAAUUCUAUAUUAUGGGAAGAGCCCAUUCUCCCUCAGAGGUAAAUUGCACUUUAAAUCUAUUCUGUAGAAAUUCAUGUUUCUUUUCAUAUCUUUUCUCCCACUGAUUAUUAAGUGGGAGCAUCUACUUUUAUUAUAACCACCUUGGUCGUCUAUUAUACAAGAGAGAAAAGCUGCACUGUCUUCAUCACUUUAACGACAAGUUCAAUUGAAAAUAAUUGCGUUUAGCAAUACGAGCAUUGUAUUUUGAAAAAUCUUGACUUAGUUUGCGAGUGUUGUCUCGCAAUACAAGCAGGGUUCAGGCCAAAGUGGUGUGCAGUAUUGCGUUUGGCCUGAGUUGGGGGGCGAGCUGGAGCCAAAGCCGAAUGGCUACGCUCGGAAAGACCCGGAAAUACUCAGUUCCCAAGCCUUUCUGAGGUUUGCCGA
This is a messenger RNA of Rana temporaria (common frog), 1718 nucleotides long. RefSeq names its product chromosome 5 C8orf88 homolog (gene C5H8orf88). The transcript is spliced from 8 exons. Bases 210 to 842 code for a protein of 210 amino acids. The record is from RefSeq and is a predicted model, not a curated record. NCBI's taxonomy places the organism in Eukaryota, Metazoa, Chordata, Amphibia, Anura, Ranidae.